AGUUGAAAAGUUGCUUAGAAUUAGCUAUUUUACAACAUGCUAAAAGUUACCAUAAAGCUGAACCACCCUUUUAACCUUAUGAGACAAGACCAUGGCAAAAUUGUGAUGCAACCAGAGGACUGUGUUUAUAUUCUGCAGCUCCCGGUUCAAAUAAUAAUCUGGCACUUAAAGCAAAUGUUGCCCCAUUCCCGUUGAUAAAAGAACAGGUGCUGAAUUCCCUCCUACUAAUUUACCUUUAUUAAUGUGUUUACAGUGAGAAAUGUCAUCUGGGAAGAUCACAGAAGGAUGGGGAAGGGCUACCAACACACACACAUAUAUAUAUACUUUUCUUUACCAAUCUUUAAGGCUUAUACUUUUUCAAUCAUGCCUCCACUGGGGUGGCUGACCAUCUUUUUUGUUCUUGUACCUUCCCUGGCACAAGAAAAGGUUUUACCAAUUGAAGAACAAUGCGGAGCUGUACUUACAGACCCCUUCAAACCUCUGCAGAUAGGACUGGCAGCAGAUAAAGAUUGUACGUGGAACAUUGAAAGGCCAGCCAAUGAAACCACACGGCUAGUUUUCUCAGUCCUCAAUUUGAACCCCAAUGCAGAUUGUUCCCAGGAGAAUGUAACAGUCACUGAUGAGAAUUUGCAAGUACUUGGUGUACUCUGCCCAAAUUCCCCCAAUAUCUCUGUCUUUGAGACAGUUGGUGGCCUAUCCGUACGUGUUUUCACUGACUCCAGUACCAGUGACCGGUAUCUCUAUAUGUUUUAUAAUUCGUUUCCUACAGGAAGUGAACCUGUGUCCUGUGGAGGAGAUAUGCGUGGUAUAUCUGGAACCAUCUCCAGCCCCAAUUAUCCUGGGAGACACCCGGACUUUGCUUUUUGUGUCUGGCACCUGGAUGCACCAAAGAAUACCAAGAUCCAGUUGUCAUUUAGUGAAAUCUUUAUAGAAAUAGACCCGUUGUGCCGGUUUGACUUCAUUGCAGUGUAUGACGGCCCUUCCACUAGUGCUCCCCUACUGGAUCUUCUAUGUGGCCGCACCACAGCAGAGCUUGAAACAUCUUCCAAUUCUGUGACGUUGAUGCUGAGCACAGAUUACGCAAAUUCCUACUUUGGAUUCUCUGCUAAUUAUAAAGCUUUACCAAAAUCCAACACAAGCUCCUUGUCCUGCUCAGGAAAUGAAAUGACAGUGAUCAUUAAUCCUUCAUACCUUGAAAACCUGGGAUAUACGGCAGAUGAACUAACCCUCACCGAUGCAUCUUGCGGACCUUCGUCCAGCAACCCCAUUGCAUUUGUUGUUCCAUACCAGGCUUGUGGGACAGUCAGAAAGGUGGAGGAUCAUACUAUUUCAUACACAAACACUAUUUCGGCAUCUUUAGCCAAAGGACUGAUUACAAGACGGAAGCAGAUUCAGAUCAUUGUGACCUGUGAAUUGGAUGGCAAUACCACUCUGGAGAUAAUGUAUACGACAGAGGAUGAUAUCAUUCAGGAGCAGCGUGACACUGACAGAUUUGAUGUUGGCCUGUCAUUCUUUACUUCUGAGACCUUUGUCACACCAGUGGUGCAAUCUCCCUACUAUGUUGACCUGAACCAGACACUCUUCCUACAAGCCACACUGCAUCUUCCAGACUCACAGCUUACUGUCUUCACUGACUCCUGCUUUGCCUCUUCUGACCCUAAAUUUCAAGCUUCAACAUAUGAUCUCAUCAGACAAGGUUGUGCAAAGGACAAUACCUAUCACACCUUUCCGUCUGGGAUUGGCUUUGCUCGUUUCAGUUUUAAUGCAUUUAAGUUCCUCCGUACGCACAAUUCGGUUUAUCUCAAGUGCCGUGUAGUCAUCUGUGAUUCCGAUGAUGAGGCGUCACGCUGCAACCAGGGCUGUAUUAGCCGACAUCGUAGGGACCUGGGCUCAAGCAAGUGGAAAUCGAAUGCUGUAGUGGGGCCAAUCCGCCUGAGCCAUCACACUCAGGGUGAAAUUUCAGAAUCUAUCAGCGAGAAGGAUGGAUCUAUCGCAGGACACAGCAGUCUCUAUUUAUUUGGAGUCCUUGUUUUGGCGGCCAAUGUGCUCCUACUGUCAUUGGUAGCACUGCGCUAUUCUAGGAAACAACCCGCGGCUUACAGAUACCAUCCUGUGCCUACUCAGUAAGAGCAACUCUGAGCCCUUGGAAACCCAAGUGAAUAUAAAAUCCUCUCUAAAGACACACGGCCUUCAUCUCAGGUGGAAUAUAAUAAAUGACAUUUUACUACAUAAAUAAUAAAUAUGCAAAUAACUUAAGCUGGCAAAGUCAAAGGUUACUUUAUUAUUUCCUUUUUUAAAUGUUAUAUUUGAAAUUAAAAUUUACUGAAAUAA
This is a messenger RNA of Xenopus tropicalis (tropical clawed frog), 2331 nucleotides long. RefSeq names its product CUB and zona pellucida-like domains 1 (gene cuzd1). Bases 286 to 2127 code for a protein of 613 amino acids. The transcript is spliced from 9 exons. The record is from RefSeq and is a predicted model, not a curated record. NCBI's taxonomy places the organism in Eukaryota, Metazoa, Chordata, Amphibia, Anura, Pipidae.